Hansenula anomala is the source of this 1212-nucleotide messenger RNA. RefSeq names its product thiolase family protein. Gene Ontology annotation, biological process: phenylacetate catabolic process; fatty acid beta-oxidation. Gene Ontology annotation, molecular function: acetyl-CoA C-acyltransferase activity. The transcript has a single exon. Gene Ontology annotation, cellular component: peroxisome. The record is from RefSeq and is a predicted model, not a curated record. NCBI's taxonomy places the organism in Eukaryota, Fungi, Ascomycota, Saccharomycetes, Phaffomycetales, Wickerhamomycetaceae. The coding region runs from base 1 to 1212 and encodes 403 amino acids.
AUGUCAACAGCAAGACUGCUAACAAAAUCGCCAAAAGACAUCGUGAUCCUCUCAGCCCUCAGAACUCCAGUGACAAAGGCUAAAAAGGGUGGGCUAUCCAAGUUGUAUCCAGAAGAACUGCUCUACAAUGUCUUGAAAGGCUCAAUUGAGCGUUCCAAAGUGGAUCCGUCCUUGGUUGAUGAUAUCUUGGUUGGUGCUGUGUUGCAAACACUCGGUGGUCAGAAAGCGAGUGCUUUGGCUGCUAAAGCCGCUGGCUUCCCAAUAAAAACCACUAUAAACACGGUGAAUAGACAAUGUGCAUCUUCUGCUCAAGCUCUUAGUUAUUUGGCUGCCUCGAUCCGCUCUGGUGAUAUAGACUUUGGUAUUGCUGCUGGUGUGGAAUCAAUGACACAUGAUUAUUUCCCACAUAGAGGAAUCCCAACUAGAAUUUAUGAGCCAUUCAAGAAACAAGCAUCUUCUGAAGCUCAAAAUGUUUUGAUGCCAAUGGGUAUAACUUCUGAAAAUGUCGCAUCCAAAUACAACAUCUCAAGAAAAGAUCAAGAUGAGUUUGCAUUGAAGUCUCAACAAAAAGCAUUCAAAGCUACUGAGUCUGGUCAUUUCCUAAAAGAAAUCAUUCCAGUGGAAGCUAGGGUCUCUGAAGAAGGCGAACCUGAAGAAUAUAAAACCAUCUCAAAAGACGAUGGUGUAAGAGGAAAUGUCACUUUGGAAAAAUUGUCAACAUUGAAACCUGCGUUCUCGGAAACAGGAACUACAACUGCAGGUAAUGCUUCACAGAUCAGUGAUGGUGCAAGUGCUGUGAUCUUAACUACUAGAGAGAAUGCUGAAAAGAAUGGUUUGAAACCUAUUGCCAAAUUCAUUGGGAGCUCUGUUGCUGGGGUUGAAUCUCAUUUAAUGGGGAUGGGUCCAGCUGUAGCUAUCCCAAAAUUAUUGAAUAGAUUUGAUUUAACAAAAGAUGAUAUUGAUAUCUUUGAGCUGAAUGAAGCAUUUGCAUCACAGUCAUUAUACUGCAUUAGAGAACUAGGGCUUGAUGAAACUAAAGUAAAUCCUUAUGGUGGUGCUAUUGCUCUUGGACAUCCAUUAGGUGCUACUGGUGGAAGAGUCAUCAGCACAUUGAUCAAUGGGUUGAAAACUCAAGGUAAGCAGUUAGGUGUAGUCUCCAUGUGUACCAGUACUGGUCAAGGAUAUGCUGGAUUAUUUGUCAAUGAAGAGUAA